Molecule: messenger RNA, 1045 nt
Organism: Nicotiana attenuata
Lineage: Eukaryota; Viridiplantae; Streptophyta; Magnoliopsida; Solanales; Solanaceae
Product: protein RESTRICTED TEV MOVEMENT 2-like
Exons: 2
Coding region: 150-893 (247 amino acids)
Source: RefSeq, a predicted model, not a curated record
UUAAGCAUCUCUCUUGACAAUAUUUUCCUGUGUAUAUAUAACCAAUAUAUUCAAUCUCUUUUGUACCAACAAAUACAACAAGAAGAGAGCUUAAACAAGAGAUUACAAAUUCCAAUAUUAGCAAAAAGAAAGGUAAGGAACACAGAAAAAUGGAUUCAAAAGGAGCAGCAGCUGCUCAAGUGUAUGAAGAUUUUGUGCCAACUACAGAGUUGGUUCAAGAGCAAGACUCUGACACUCUUCUCCUUAAUCUCACAGGUUUCAAAAAGGAACAAGUGAGGGUUCAACUGACCAAAUCAGGAAUUUUGAAGAUCAGUGGACAAAGGCCAGUUGGACAGAACAAAUGGCUUCGUUUCCAGAAGGACUUCCCUGUUUCAGAAAAUUGUGACAAAACCAAAAUCAGUGCAAAGUUUGAAAAUGGCAUUCUUUAUGUUAAACAACCAAAACUGAUAACUUCAGCAGAAAAAAAGGAUAAGGAAUUGCCAACCCCUGAUACUCAACAGCCCAAGAAACCAGCAGAUCAUGAACAACAGGCUCAGAAGAAAGACGAAGAACAAGCGAAAAGCCAAGAAUUGGCUAAUGCUGACAACGCCCCGGCCAAAGAACCAGAAAAAGAAGAACCAAAGCCUAAAACGAAUGAACAAACAACAGAAGCUAAAGAUCUGCCCGGAAAAGCUCCUGCUGAGAAAAGUAAAAAUGUUGAAGAUGGAAACAAACCAAGUUAUGACAGUAAACUUGAAAAUGAUGCAAACAUGGGAACUGGAGUUGCUCUAGCUGAGAAGCUGAAGAUGCCAAGGAAAGUGAUGAACAUGACUCUGAUUGCUCUUUUGGUUCUUGGAAUUGGCCUUUAUAUCAGCAAUAUGAUGAAGUCUAACAAUUACCAACCUGAAGAAUGAAGCUUUAUAUCGAUCAAAAUUAGAAAGUUGGGAUAUUUGCAUUCGUCCCAACUUUGCAUGUGAAUGUACAACUCACUGACUAUUCCCUUUUUCUUAUUGCUGAAUUGUGUACUGAAAAAUAUUCAUACGAAUAAAACAUGACUUUUACUUAA